Molecule: messenger RNA, 1371 nt
Organism: Elaeis guineensis (African oil palm)
Lineage: Eukaryota; Viridiplantae; Streptophyta; Magnoliopsida; Arecales; Arecaceae
Product: probable inositol oxygenase
Biological process (GO): inositol catabolic process
Cellular component (GO): cytoplasm
Molecular function (GO): iron ion binding; inositol oxygenase activity
Source: RefSeq, a predicted model, not a curated record
GUUUACAUCCCUCCACCAACACCUUCUAUUUAUCUGGCUCCUAAUCUAUACGCAGAUAAAUAUUACUGUAAAAUAACCUUCUAUUCCGCUAUAAAUAUCCUCUUCUCGUGCCCUCCCAAAACACAGGCCAAGACCACCUCUUUGUUGUUGGAUCCUUUACCUUUCUUGUUCCGCGUUCUUUUUUUCUGAGUCCUCAAAGGUUCCAGGAGGAGAAGAUGACGAUUUCCAUUGAGCAGCCUCAGAUUGAGGUGGAAGUGGAAGACAAGAAGGUUCCCAGGGAGUUGGUGUUGGAUGGUGGUUUCAUGGUGCCCGAGACCAAUUCCUUUGGUCAUACUUUUAGGGACUAUGAUGUCGAAUCUGAGAGGAAGAAGGCUGUCGAAGAGUUCUAUCGCACGAACCACAUUCAUCAAACCUACGAUUUCGUGACGAGGAUGAGGGAAGAGUACGGCAAGUUGGAUAGGGUGGAGAUGAGCAUCUGGGAAUGCAUAGAACUGCUCAAUGAGUUCAUUGAUGACAGUGAUCCUGAUCUCGAUGAGCCCCAGAUCGAGCACUUGCUGCAGACUGCGGAAGCAAUCAGGAAGGACUAUCCUGAUGAGGAUUGGCUGCACUUAACUGGCUUAAUUCAUGAUCUUGGAAAAGUUCUUCUCCAUCAAAACUUUGGACAACUUCCCCAGUGGGCUGUUGUGGGUGACACGUUCCCUGUGGGGUGCGCUUUUGAUGAAUGUAAUGUUCACCACAAGUAUUUCAAAGAAAACCCUGACCACAGCAAUCCUAAAUACAACACCAAACUGGGAGCUUAUUCUGAAGGUUGCGGACUUGACAACGUAUUGAUGUCUUGGGGACAUGAUGACUAUAUGUACUUGGUGGCCAAAGAGAAUAAGACCACUUUGCCUUCAGCUGCCUUGUUCAUCAUCCGCUACCAUUCCUUCUAUCCAUUGCACAAGCAUGGAGCCUAUCAAUACCUCAUGAAUGAUGAGGACAAAGAAAAUCUGAAAUGGCUGCAUAUUUUUAACAAAUAUGACCUUUACAGCAAGAGUAAAGUUAGAAUAGAUGUAGAGAAAGUGAAGCCAUACUACUUAUCACUUAUCGAAAAGUACUUCCCUGUGAAGUUGAGAUGGUGAGAUACUUGGAUGAUGAUUUAUUCCAGUGGCGUUCUCUUGAGCAAAGGAUUCAUUACAUGGUCCAUCUUCAAGCAGCUGAUGCUAGAAGUAGCCGUGUUGACUAUUGAAUCUAAUAUUGUAUUUAUUUUAUCUAUAUUUGUAAAGUUUUCUUGUUCAAUAAUGCAAGCAUUUGUGCCUUCCAAAAUGAAUUGAUGUAAGCCAUUUAUGUUAUAUAAUAAAAAGUGUUUAUCAUUGAGUUCCCCUCAUGCCA